Molecule: messenger RNA, 8626 nt
Organism: Dromaius novaehollandiae (emu)
Lineage: Eukaryota; Metazoa; Chordata; Aves; Casuariiformes; Dromaiidae
Gene: VEPH1
Product: ventricular zone expressed PH domain containing 1
Exons: 13
Coding region: 870-3425 (851 amino acids)
Biological process (GO): regulation of signal transduction
Cellular component (GO): plasma membrane
Molecular function (GO): phosphatidylinositol-5-phosphate binding
Source: RefSeq, a predicted model, not a curated record
ACCCUCACCUAGAAGGUGGGAAGGAGCAGAGGAGCCACAUCAGCAUGAGGAAAGCCUCGGUAAUCCCAGAAUACCAAACUGCGUUUCUGUGAAAUGUGGAAAAAAUAAAUCCCUUCUAUACUUAAGGCAAAUGUGUCCUCUGGGGUGCUUUAAUCAUCAGAGCACAAGUGUGGUACUGUCCUCUUUCAUGAGUGUGUCAGUGGUACUAAACAAACCGAGGUCCCUGCUUCUGCUCUGCUAUUGUAAAAUUCCCCAAGAAAAAGGCAUGUGUAGUUUCAGCUCAAGUAGGUGUUUGUUUUACAUGGGUUGAGAAGACUGCAGGUAUCAUUUUGGCAACAAAGCUGACUUUUUUCUAAACAAAAAUCAUUAUCUUUUGAGUCUUAUGAAUAGUGUAGUUCUGGGGUCAAGACACAAGAGCCCAGAAAACAAACUAAGCAAUUUUACCCACCUGCUCUAGGUCCAAACUACUAUUGACUGAAGAAAGGAGGUUUGUAAUCCUUAUCAGUUAGUCAAGUCAGCAUCCUUCUCAGGACCACCUUCUCUGUGGUAUGGAUUGAAAUGACAAAAACUUAUUUUUGGUUAUUAAGUUACUUAUUGUUCAGCUAAUUUAAAGCUAUUCAAUAUACAGUUGAUGGUACAUGCUUAACUACACCCCCGUGUCAGGUGUGUAUACCUCUUAAAUGCACCAUUUAACAAUUUUUGCUGAACUGGAGAGUGACAGGCAAUACUUCUGCUAAUAACUGCUUUUUUUUUCCCUUUUAGAUCAUGGCUGAGAAAGUCUUGAAAUAUGCCAAAGACACAUUCUUCCUGCUAAAUUGAUCACUAGUCAACAGGAUUGUUUCCAUACUAUCCUCAUGUGACCCCUUCAUAUGCAUGGUACAUGCAGGGAUCUGGCUGACUGGCAGAGAACAUCAGCCAUGCAUCACUUGUUUGGACUGGUUUUGGCACAAAAGGACCUUUCACGUGCAGGGGAUCUUUUCUCCUUAGAUGAUGCUGAAAUUGAAGGAAGCCUCUCAGAAGCUCUUGAACAAAUAAGAAUAAUUAGUUCAUCUGUGGACUACCAAACUAAUGACAAUGACCAGGCUGUGGUGGAAAUCUGCAUCACGCGAAUCACCACGGCCAUCAGGGAGACGGAGUCCAUAGAGAAGCACGGGAAAGCGCUGGUGGCUCUCUGGGAGUCAUGUUUGGAACACAACCUAAAACCUUCAGGAAAAGAUGAGGACACGCCACAUGCCAAAAUUGCAUCUGAUAUCAUGAGCUGUAUCUUGCAGAAUUACAGUCGACCUCCAGUAAUGGCCUUAGCUGUCCCAGUGGCAGUGAAAUUCCUUCAGAGGGGAAAUAAGGAACUGUGCAGAAACAUGUCAAGUUAUCUGUCCUUGGCUGCGAUUGCUGAAGUGGAUCUGCUGGCUGAUCACACGGAUGCCAUUGUCAAAAGUGUCCUUCAAGGGAACUCCAUGUUGCUGCGCAUUCUGCCUUCUUUGUAUGAAAAGCAACCACAGCUGAUAAACUGCCAUAUGAGGGAGCUGGUGGCACUGAUGGCUCAGCUGGAUCAAGCCGAACAACACCAUCUCUUAAGGCUCUUCCAGAUAGUGGCCAGGAAGAAAGAACUUGGGGUGCUGAAAGAGUGUAUUCCAUUUCUAAUGAGACACUUAGGAGACCCUAAUUAUAGUGACAUUAUUCUAAACAUACUUACAGAAAUAUCUAGGUACGAACCAAUAGCCUUAGCCACUUUUCUUCCGAUGCUAAAAGAAAUUGGUGAGAGUUUUCCAAGCUUGAUCGGGCAGACGGCAAAGAUUUUUGGAGCUGUUGGACGUAUUGGUGAGGAGCGAGCCAGAACGUGUCUGAUAUAUUUGGUAAACCAGCUGGCCAACAUGGAGCACUCGUUUCACCAUAUUCUUUUGCUGGAAAUUAAGAAUCUCACCGACACCUUCUCGGGCAUCCUGGGCACCCAGAGCAGAGAUAUCUACCGCAUGAGCAACAGUUUCACUGCCAUAGCUAAGCUGCUCAUCCGACAGCUAGAGAAUGACAGCACAUCAGGAGCCAGGAUAGAAAAUGAUACUGAAACAGAAUCUCCUGUGCCAUUGGAUGAUUUAAAAUCUGUUAUGAAUGGAAAUGAAGAAGAUGAAAAGCUACAAGUUAAAAUACAGGCUUUUGAAGAAAAAAUAAAUGUUGACAACAGUACUUCUGGCUCUGUGCGCAGAUACAGUUUAGGCCAGGUUUCUAAAGAAGAAAGGAAGGAUAUGAGAUUUAACAGAUCCAAAAGUCUUGCUUUCCAUGCAGUCCGCAUGAAGGUGGUAAACUCGGACAAUGGACAAGACCAAGAGAAUGGGGACAUAAGUGCUGGUAUCUCCUUUACUGAGAUCUAUAUUAGCCAAGAAAAUGAUAAAUUGCCUUUUAAUGUUGAUACUGAAGAAAUGCAACUGGGAAAUUCUUUGGUUUCUCACCAAAGUAUCGAUUACACAGAAUCGGAAAAUCUGCCAGAAUCUGUUAAAGCAAAGGUCCAUGAAGGAAGUACAGAGACAAUAAAGAAUCCUGUGGAAUACCAGGAUAAGCUCUACUUGCACUUAAAGGAAAACCUGGGUAAAGUGAAAGCAUAUGUCAUGGAGAUGGGGAGGAAAAUUCCUAUCCCUGAUCAGUGUAUUAUUGAAGAUACUGUUAGAAGUUGUGUAGCAAAGCUGUUCUUCAGCUGUCCCCAGAAGGGCCAUUACUGCCUAUACAGUAAAUCCAGUUUUACUCUCAUCAGCCGACAGCCUCCGCUAUGGAUCCAUAUCAUGUUUCUCUUUCAGCAGAGCUUGUGUGCAGAACCCUUGUCCGUACACAGUAAUCCUGUGCAAGUCCUUAAAGCCCUGUGGGAGAAGACGCAGCUCAAGGGGACGCACAGUUUUGAAACUGCCAUGAUUCAGUCUACGUUUCCCCAGCAAAAGGAUCUGGACCAUGUACAGAUGCACCUGGAAGAAGUGAGGUUCUUUGAUUUAUUCGGCUACAGUGAGGAAGCAGGAACUUGGCAAUGUUUUAUGUGCAAUAAUCCUGAAAAGGCAACAGUUGUAAAUCAGGACGGCCAGCCUCUGAUCGAAGGCAAGCUCAAAGAGAAGCAAGUCCGCUGGAAGUUUAUCAAAAGGUGGAAAACUCGCUACUUCACUCUUGCUGGCAACCAGCUCCUUUUUCGGAAAGGAAAAUCCGGGAAGCACCUGCUAAGGCUGUUCGUUGAUUGCAGCUCGAUGUUUCCCAGCUUCUGCAGCUGCUCGAGGAGCCCGUCAGAUAAGGUUUCAGAAGAAGGCCACCUCCCCCAGCUCCGUGCACCGGAGCAGGAUGCGGUUCUGUGGCAGCAGCGCGCUCGCUGCCGCGACUCGGAGCCUCUCCUGGGCUCAGAAGACGUCGGAGGCCGCUGCUGGGCUCUGCCUCGGGGAGCCAGGCUGGAAGGCUAACCCCUCGCCCAGACGGGGCUGACAGCGAUGCUGCAGUCAGGUUCGCAAGUCACCUCGUCCCGCUGCUGCAGAACAAGGUCACCGAAGGACUGAAGUGUCUCGCUGAAGCUGAGACAGAUCUGUUAAAGCAAAACAGCUUCCGAGUUAGAUAUACAGAAAGCAAGACAACGCUCUCAGCGCCGUGAGCCGAUGUGGCAUGCCUCCGUUAGGCGUUCCCAUGUCCGACUGCUCCGUCCGCAAAGGGUUCUCGCUAGGAAAACUCAUUCGGGCUCAACCUGCUAGUCAUCCCCAGCCCCGAAUGAGGACAGCGUGUGUGAGGUUAGGGUUUCCAGACUACUAAUGUCACAGCUAGUAAUGCUAAAUCCAGACGUUGUCCUUGAAAGAGCACUACAGCACAUCAUGCCUUGCAUAUAUCGAUACACACUGCUCAGCUUCCCAGGCCUGCGUGCACAUCAGUGCACAUCUGCUUCGCAAAAACACAAGGACAGGAUAAAUCCUCAUAAGACAAGAUAGCCUGAUCUUUUUCUUUUAAAGCUGCAGACUCAUGAUGCAACCCCUAAAAAUAAUUCAGGCCUGCCCCACUAGUGACAAAUAUUCUCCUGGAUGAAUAAGAGCUAAAUAUGUCUCUCUGAUGUGUGCCUUUCAAGGUACAGCCUGUUCUUUCCCAUCCCCUCAGCAGCGCGGUGGUGUUCGCGCUCUGCGCUAGCGGCUCUGGUCUGAUUUAUUCCAGGUUAAUGCCUUGAUCCUUCACCCCUUUGUACAUAUGCCUAUAGCUACAGAUUUGUUCGAUUGUGAUAUAUCUGCAAGAACGGCAUUUGCACACAAGAGGUGUCUGCGCUAGAGGACUGCAUGGGAAGGACAAAGAACAAACUCCUGCGUGUUCCCAGCAGCUCAGGUUUGCCAUCACGUCCCAGGGUGCGAGACCCCGUUAUUGAAGCAAGGGGUUGUACUGUGAGAUCUGAAAGACUGUCCUGUGCUCGAUGUCAUUCUCUCUCAUUUGCCAUUUUCCUAGUUCUCUUACCAACAGAUGGAAAUACUGUUAGUAUUGUGGUAACUUCCCCCAGGACAGAUCUGAGGCAGAUGUAUGUACAGGCACACAUGCAGAGCAUAUUGCUUUUUAAGUGCAUGGCGAUCACCCGGCGUAGAAAAAGUCAAGCAUUGUUGUGGAUUUCCAACCUGCUCCAAAAGCAAGAAGGCUGUUAUUUCUCUCUCUUAUGAUGAUAGGCUGCUAUGAGGAAAAGGGAAAACAGUGUUCCCUCUGUCUGCUCCUGCGGUGUCAUUUCUGGCUGAAGAAGCUGGCUGCUAGCUGCUGCACACCUCAGGGACAAGAAACAGCCCAUUUUCCCAUCCACAUUUUUAGGUCUUACCUAAUAGGGCUGAGUCAAACCUGAGAUGAGAGCAGAAACUGCCCGCUUCUCAGAACCGCUCGGCAGCAGAGGCGUCAUUUUACCCUUGUUGCACAUUUGGAUAAUCAUCUACUCUAGUACAAAGUGAGCAUUGCCCGCUCUCAUCUGCCUGCCUGCGUUUUGCAUGCGUCUCCAGCCCUGCUGGUGACCAUACAAGGUUCAUGCAGUAGAAAAACACGACUCGGGGAAUACCUAAGCCUGCUAGGCUUCUUGCAUCAAGCCUUCUGAGAUGCCAAAGCACAGAGAGCUAGCCGGAAAGGUCAUCACAACUGGAGCUGUUGGAGCAAAUGUGCACAACCCUUGCCCCAAGCGUCAUCGAGCCUAUUGGGGUGCCUCUGCCUCCUUGUGAUGGGGAUGCUGACCUUGUCACGGAGGGACCACGAGCAGUGAGUCGCCCAUCGCUGGCGGUAAUGUCUUUAAAUGGCCUUGGCAUCUAUCAGAGCUUCUGCCUCAGAGCCCGAAGCAAAUGUCAAACUUUUUUGUUAUAUAUGUACCCUUGCAAAAAGAAGAUUUGAAGAGCUGCUUAUCCCAUGGAAGUUGUAGCCAAUGAAAACAAAGUGAUGCUAAAUCAAUGAAAUUAAUUGAUCCAAAGAUCCUGUAUGAACACGGAGGACUGCUACAGCUGUGCUCUGGUAAUUCAUGGGGGCUGCUGCACUGCUAGUGUCGGCCCUGCCCUUUCUCCAGAGGUUACCUACCGCAGUUUAAAUGCUGGUACCUUAACUGCAAGUGCCAGCUGCAGUUGGACACAUUUAAUAUUUUCUGCUUCUGAAACCAGCUUACUUAAAGCAUUAAAUUUCUGUAUGCAGAUGAAUCUGUCUCUGAUUUGCAGUCUAAAUAUGACUUCUGUGAUCACAUAAUUGUCUGACCUUGAUAAGGGCUGAUAAAUUAAAUUCUGCUCAGCUUUUUCUUGAAGACUGAUGUGUCUAGACGAGAAAAACAGGCUUAAGUUUUAAAUGUGCUGGAAAACAUGUUUGAACUAAGAUGACUUUAAACAUGCUGUUCAAUCUGCAAAUGCAUAAAGUUCUUGUUUAUAAAAAAGUAAGCUGGUCAACAUCAACUUAUUUUAAAAAAAUGACAAACACUCUAUACUUAGGCUUAUUUUCCGAAUUCUUUAUGCUUCUAUUGAUGAAAUAAUAAUUAAACCAAUACACAAGAGCAAUGUAGUAUUAAAGUCAUUAGAGUACAUUGUGAUGGGAAAUUUGAAGCCCUGACUCCAUAAACUCAAAAAAUGAGUGGAAGAGGUAGGCUUCAAUUAGUAUUCAGAUGCUGUAGAGCCUGGAGUCUUUAAAAGUGCUUUAUUCAUUUUUCAGAAGAAAUGCAGCUUUCCUAAGAAUGCAAAAGACAAGAAAUAUUGUACCAUAAGUAGCAGAUUUGAAGAACCCCAGUAUUCCAGCUCAGCAGCAGAUUUUUGCAUUUUAGAUUACAACAUCCUGGAAAAAAAAAAUGCUCCUCUCCACAUGGGGCAAGGUUUGAAUCUUUUAUUGACAGAUUAAGCCAGUCACCACCAGUGACUUCACUGGAGCAAGCAAAAAGGAGUAAUACCAGGAAGAAUGUGGAGUAAUGUGACUGAAACCAAAAGAAUAAGAGUUUUAGGGAGUGGAAGGUAAAGAAUCAGUUAACAUGAAACAGAGAAACGUCUAUAUAGAAGUCUGAGUUCAGAAUUACACUUCUGGUUUCAUACCAAGUUAUUCAGAGGAAAAACUUCAGAUUUUUUUUAACUCACAAUACUGAACUGCUCUUUUCUCUUUCAAGACCAAUGAGUAGGAGCUUAAAGAAACUAUCUUCUGGGAAUGAUUUCAAAAUCUUCACUGUUUCUCUGAGCUAUUAAUUUAGACUCCAAAAUUGACUUCCAUCUUUUUCAAAAAUAUCUGUUUUCUCUUAAAGUCUUAAUUUGACAGAGCAAAAAACUGUAAUUGUUACUCCAGCCAGAGUAAAUUUCAUUGCCAAGUCUUUUCAUGCCAAACUUUUUCUUUUCUAUCAAUGCAAAGCCAGUAUUCAACCCAUAGUGGAAGUGUACUGCUUCCAAGUAAAAGUUGUAUUAGAGCCAAUAAAGCAAAUUUUUUCACCGGAUGAGAGAGAAUUCUAGAUUCUCAGUUAAUUUAUCAGAUUCAAUACAAAGAAUUGAAGUCAAUCUCUUAAAUGAUUUGAUUAAAAAAGACUUGUACUUUCAAAAAUCUUGCACAUAAAAACUGAUGUGAAUGCAGUAAGUAAAAAUGGAUGUCUGAUCUAUUUGAUAUGACAGCAGAAAAUUAAUGGAUUUUACUGGCUAAUGUCCUAACAUAGUUUUCUUAUACCUGACAUCAAUCACUCUGUAAGGAAAUUAGAAUUUCCUAUCACAGAUUCUUACUUUUUUCAAACAUAUCCUGUCUAUUAUAUUAAGGUAAUUACAUGUAUCAAUUUGCAGUUCUUUGCUGAGAAACCUGUUCUCAUAUUAUCUUUUGUGAAACAUUUUGCUGACAAACCUAUAAAACCAUUAGGGGAUGUCAGGCACUGAGGUAGUCAGAUUACCCACUAGAAAAUGCUGAGAACAGAGCUCUGUCCUAAAUCUCCCUUCUCAGAAGACUUGCUCAGCAGAGGGUGAUGCCACCUUCCUUUCAGCUCAGCCAUCCUUUGCCAGUGCAGCUCACUGCUGGGUUUUGAGUCUGGAACUGCGAUGGAAGGCACAGACGGAAGACGGAAGCUGCAGCCCAAAAGAAACAGCACAGCCGUUGAGAGGUGGUGGAAGAUCUCUCUGGCACUGCAGAAACGUGCAAGGGUAUAGAUAGCAAAUGUACACAACAGAUAAACAGAUUUGGAAGAUGCACCACGCUGACAUGUCCUAUCCCCCAAGUGCAUUUACUUGCUUGGACAAGGAAGGCACUCAUGGCCUCCCAAAGCUGUUCUCAGCAGCAGGGCUCAGGCUCCAGCCGUGACUCCUAGCAGCCCUCCAUCACUUUGGUAUGGAGUCCUGGCACCUGCAGGAUGAUGCUGAUGAAGAACGAGUAUGAGAGGCAAAGGCAACGUAGCAGUGAUGCCAAAUCUGUUUGGGCACCAGUGUUGCAAAUGCUGUACAUGUGAUUGCAGCCUGUUAUGAGAGUACAUGUGAAACAAAGGCACAUGCUUUAAAGUCCACUUUGAUAUCCAACAGCUAUUUGUAUACACUCAAUUUAAAUACAGAACCUCCAUAAACUACAUGGUACCAGGCCAAAGGACACAAAACAAUUAGGCUCAUUACUGUAUUCACGUUGAUGAGUCAAGCAGCAAUUAUUGAUUGCCACUGUUUUCUGGCAGUGUAGUCUUUUGGCAACAAAGCAUGAACUUUAAUUAAUUCUGCUUUCUUAAUGGGUUUUAAUUGUCCACUGCGCAUAUCUGUGUGUGCUUCUACAGGGAAGGCACUGCUAAUGUGGACACCAAUUCCUGUGGAUUCUGUUGCAAAAUAAAACAUUUAACGUAACUCCAUGUUUACCAGUUUGGAGACAUCAGGUACCAGCUGACUUGCUACUGCAAAUUGUUUGCACAUUUUUUAAAGCAUGAUACAGAAAAACUUUUCAGCAUAUCUAAGGCUUUCAGUUGCAUAACAGCUGAGGGGACAACACACUGCUCAACUUAACUGAAUUCAAAAAUAUAUUCAUGAAAAACAUCAAGAAGUUUUAAGAAUGGUACCAGCAGGUUGAGUCACCCCUAAUGAAAGCAAAUAUACUUCUUUUUAGUUUUUAAAGCUUCUAAGUGUAAUAUGGUAAAACAGAGCAAAUUAAAACCAAUACACAAUGGGUGUGUGCAUGAAAAUAAAAAGGCAAAUUCCACUGUGAUGACUGA